UGUUUUGUCAAAGGAGAGGGGAUCGGGCGGCUGAGCGCUCCUUCUAAAACCAAUCGAGUCGCGCCCCUUGGCGCGUGCAUGGAGACACGAUUCCGCGCUGUCGAAGACACGGCACAGCAGCACGUCUGUAUCUCCCUACCUCUUGAUCCCGAGGCCGAAACUCUAGUACCGCCUCCUCCCUCCUCCCAAAACGGUCCCCACACAAUGGACCACAACUACUACCCUAGAGCCGACAGCGACUCUGACGACUCGACCCACAAAGACAGAAGAAGAAGAACCUUUACCAGGACAGAGCUCUCCAUCUCUUUCGGACUCACUCCCGCCUUUUUCUCCACCCACUGACCUUCCUUCCUCUUCCCCCUCCUCUCCUCCCCCACCGCCUACCCUCUGCCGUCAACCUAGUGUUUCGGACGACCUCCUGUGCAUGAUCUGUACCUCGCUGCUCCACAAUCCUAUGUCACUCCACUGUGGCCACACCUUCUGUCGGCUCUGUCUGGCUGCAAUGUGGAAGAAUGCCAACAUGACAAUGUCUGCAAUCGAGCUCAAGUGUCCUGUCUGUCGCAGCUCCUGGAGGAACUUUCCCGGAGUCAACAUACAGCUCAGGAGUGUCAUAGAGAAGAGCUAUCCUCAGGAGUGUGAGGAGAGAGAGGGGAGUCUGACGCCAGAGGACCGCGGCCUGCUGGCCAGGUUCAGGCAGGCCAAGGAGAAAGAGUCGCAGUGGAAGGACAACGUGGUGCCUCGUCUGAGGAGACAGGAGAUACAACGAUUGGUCACUGGACUCUGCUGCAUCUUUGCCGUCGUCCUCACCUUGCUGAUGGUAGUGUUCAGUCUGGUGUUCUGGACGUGGGCUGGGGCAGAGGGAGAGUUCAUGAGGAAACCAGCCAGUCAGUGGAGUCAGAGAGAUGUGACAGAGUGGCUGGAUGGUCUCGGUACCUGGGCCACCAAAAACUACUCCGAUUUAUUCCAACAAGAGCAUAUCAACGGGCCACGGCUGCUACUUUUGGACGAGGAUUCCCUGAAGGCAAUUGGAAUCAAAGACAGCUACCAUCAGCGGUCCAUUCUGUAUGGGAUCCAGGAACUGAAGUCGGCAGAGUUCAACGCUCCAAGGAACUUUUACGAAUUUAAGGCUGGUCACAGAAGGCAGACGUUGAUGGUAGCAGUGUUUUACUCCGUGUGGCCAAGAUUCACAAUCUUCUACUGUUACAUCUUCCACUACCACGAAAUCUUCUCGCCCUUGUUUCAAACACACCCCCCCAGCCACAGAGACGGUGGCGAGACAGAAGUGGUUGCUGCUGGGGAGUCGAAAGAGCUCAGUUACGUGUAUCUAAUGGUGCUAUUCCUUGUGGUGUUCCUGGCACCGCACGUCUUAGUGGCUCACCUAGCUUGGGAGUGGACCGGUGUGUACCCGUGGGUUGCUUACCCUGUCCUCGUCCACUGUUGCUGGGAAAUUUGGCUGGAGGGGAAGGGGUUAACCGGGAGACUUCGCUCGGGGAACUGGGCUGGUUUGGAGCUAAUGAGCUGGAGUGAAAGACUUGUCCAGCUCUCCAGAGCUGGACUCAAGGUGACCAUAAAAAACGGCAUAUUUUUCGCAAUUUUCUUCAUCGUCUUCUGGCUAUUGUGGCACGUUACACCGCACUUCCUCUGUGACCUCAUCUUUCGCUACUUCCUCUGGCAUGCCGUCAUCUACCUGGUGCUCUGGACCCCUCUCAGGAAACUCCGCAGACUCUGUGGUGCAGGACAUUUCAGGGCACAGAUACACAUGAAUUUCAACAGGCCUGCCGUAGUCAACGCAGGCUAAUCUUUAGUCACGUAUCUUAAUUCACAUAUAUACUCUGUGGUCUUUUGUGCACUAU
Molecule: messenger RNA, 1853 nt
Organism: Geodia barretti
Lineage: Eukaryota; Metazoa; Porifera; Demospongiae; Tetractinellida; Geodiidae
Source: the annotation of a GenBank genome assembly